CUAAAAACAAUUAAACAGUGUUGUUACGGAAUUCUCUUUGUCGUAGUGGAUUAAACCGAGACAAGGGGAAAAAAAGAUAUAUUUUCAGCUUUUUGAUGAUCUGUCACCAUCACCUGUUGACGGUGUUAAAGAGGACAAUGGUAUCUCUUUUGAUGACACGAUUCCGUUAACUAAGACGGAAAAUGUGGAAAAGAAGAAAGCUAAAAAAUUCCCGUUACUUAAUUGUUGCCAAAGUAGUAUGAUGUCAUCUGGAAGCAGUUCUGGUUUUACUAUGACAAAUCCAAUUAAAAAAUGUACAGUAGAAGUGACACCAAAACCAGGUACAACACUUCACGAAGCUCAUCCCGGUCCAUCAACUGCAGUUCCAUUAACUCGGCCAUCAACUUUGAAUCCGUUAUCUGGUAGCACUAAAUGUACUCUGAUGUAUUCCGGAUCGUCAACGGCAGCAAGGAGAUUGGCUCAACCAGCUUCAUCUUACACUUAUAAACCUGUUUGGAUAGAACCAAUUUACAAAGGAAAACUCACAAAAAAGAAUGAAAAUUUAAGUUCAGCUAAAACAUUUUCGGAGAAUUCAGUCUUUCAAGAAAAAAGUGAUAUUAACUCAGUGAGUGGCGUUCGCAUUGGCCGUCGAGAAUCACUAGACAGUAAAAAAGAUUUUAAGAAAAGUAAGCGACUGGUCGAGAGACGAAAUUCAGCUGAGAAUGAUCCACGUUCUUCACAUACUCUGCCAUCACCAUAUUCCAAGGGACUAAAAAAGCAAUUUAAACAGAUAACAGACGCUCGUGCUGAUGCGGGGACCUACUCAUCUGGUCAUGGAAGCGAUGAAAAUGGUUCUGUGUACUGUAGGCCACUGAUUACAUUGCUUUCUCCGCGGACCAACCGACCAAGAAAUCGCGAGAGCUUUUCUGCAAGUAGUGGAUACGAAAGCGCUUCAGGAGAAAGUAAAAAUUAUGGUUGGUUUUUCCCAAGAAUUAGCAUCGUAGAAAUGAUGAAAAGGUUUUGUAGUAAAGAACUGUUCUUUUUAGCUGCUACGUCAAGAAGAAGGCUAUUAGAAACAAAGCGAUAUAAACCACCAGAUGAGACAAAUAGUGUAAUGGAAAAACGGAUUAACGGGCUGAUUCAGAGACAAAAAUUUUUACGAGAAGAACUUCGAGAAGCUAAACGAGUUUUGGGUUUAAAUGAAGAUCAUUUUAUAUCGGCAACUUCAACUACCUUGCAGGGGAAGACAUUAUAUGAAGCUCUUGCACAAGAAACAAAAAUUUUGGAGAAAAGGCUGAUAGCGUGUAGGAAUCAUGCGAUGAUAGUAACAUGUCUUCUGUGA
Messenger RNA from Enterobius vermicularis (human pinworm), 1321 nucleotides. NCBI's taxonomy places the organism in Eukaryota, Metazoa, Nematoda, Chromadorea, Rhabditida, Oxyuridae. The record is from the annotation of a GenBank genome assembly.